GCAUGUCAGCUCCGCCUCAACGUCAAUGUCAGCUUCUUCCCUUUCUCACUCUCGCCUACUUCACCUCAACCUAACAAGAGUGUAUCCUAUAUUCAGUCGGCAUAUGUGCACUAUAUACUUCCUUUGGAAUCGUCCCCUGCUCGUCUCAUAAUUGCAUGAUAGACGCACAGUCACAUGAGGCUGCAGCUUGUCUCCAUCCUCCCAAGUUCACAAUGGGCCAGUCACCCUCCACGACACGGCAGCGUGGUGAUUUUGAGAAGUUCUUACACCUCGAUUAUGAUGUAAGGUUCAUGAUUUGGCGACUUUCGCUUCCUGGUCCACGCAUUGUCGAAGUUCAGCAUUCCCACAAUGUUGAGGAUCCGAGCUGGAUAUCAACAUGUCAUCCUCCUCCAACUUUACAAGUCUGUCGAGAAUCGAGAAUGAUAGCUCUCAAGUUCUACACUUUUUGUCAUAGUGACAGGAUGAGAGUAUACCUAAACCCUUCCAUCGAUACAUUGUAUUUCGGUCCGUUUGCCAAUCAACAUGCGUUUGCUGAGUUCGUCGAGCAUGCCGAUCCGGAUGAUUUGUUGUCUCUUAAGAAAUUGGCGAUCAACGAGAUGUACCUCCCGACUUGGCGAAGUGGUCCACCAUGGACAACAUUUCCAUCCAUUGGUGAUUCUCCUUCGAAAAUUCUAACAGGUCUCACGAGAUUGUUAAUUGGGGUUGAGAUUGAGAGUGAAGGCUACCCCAAUACAGCCAAACUUCAUGCUGUCACCUGGGAGGGUUGGCUGUUUGGAGGAGGUCCAUGGACAAAUGAAGAGAUGGAAACUUUAAAUGGCAAUGAUGAUCCAAACUUGAUUAUGUCAGCGCAUUCUUGGGACGGUCAUCUGUUCCACAUAGACACUAGAGGAUUCGUAGCCGCGUACUCUGGCAGUAUGGCUUUCCAAACUGCAAUUGAGGGACACUUUCGUCACAAAUUGCUCAAAUUUUAUUAUCCACCAGAUCCUGAUCGGCUGGGUCUCCGGAAGCAGAACCGCCCUCACUUGACUUCUCGGAUACUACCGCCUGAUAGCUACGUAUGGAGCUGGUACAGAAGAGUCUACAGAGCGGUUGCGAGAGCUGAUGCCCGAGUGAAGAGAAUUUUCGAAAUGCAAAAGAGAGAGAAUCCGUUGAAUCUCGAUAUUUGGGAUCCACCUAGAGUGGCUUCAUUUGUUCGACCAGCUGGGUCAUUUCUGUCGUGGAAACAAUGUCUCGAGCCAGUUUUCGAUGCUUGGUGGUCAUCAUAUCAAGAUCUGACCCGCUUUGCCAUCGCGGGAAAAGGCAAAGGCAAUUGUAUAGAUGAACACGGCGAUAUUGAUAGCACAGUCAAUACAGAACAUAGAGCUUAGUCGAAAUUUCUUGACCUCUUCUGCAAAACAACUAUGUGAAGAUACAGGGCAACCUAUUACUUCCUUCUCCACCUCCCCCCAAGAGACUGAAGUCUGCACAAGAUACUAUACCGUCAGAUAGACUCCUUUCCCAACAUUAAGAUACGAAUACCCGGGAUGAGGUAGAACCAUACCUUCCUCAUAAGCUACCCGGAAUAUCAAGCCAGCCGCAGUGCGAUAAGAAUAUUGUAGUCCGUCUUGAGGAGAAGAAUGGAGGAUAUAGCUGGAUUGAGAUCGCCAUCUCCACAAUACUUGAAGACGACAUCCAGAGGUCAGAUCAUCAUAUAAUCCGAUGAAAUCACCUCACCUUUUCAUAAUUGUGUG
Molecule: messenger RNA, 1730 nt
Organism: Mollisia scopiformis
Lineage: Eukaryota; Fungi; Ascomycota; Leotiomycetes; Helotiales; Mollisiaceae
Exons: 1
Coding region: 156-1367 (403 amino acids)
Source: RefSeq, a predicted model, not a curated record